Molecule: messenger RNA, 2336 nt
Organism: Copidosoma floridanum
Lineage: Eukaryota; Metazoa; Arthropoda; Insecta; Hymenoptera; Encyrtidae
Product: apyrase
Biological process (GO): AMP catabolic process
Cellular component (GO): plasma membrane
Molecular function (GO): 5'-nucleotidase activity
Source: RefSeq, a predicted model, not a curated record
CACGGUCCAAGUUUUGAUGACUUUCGCGUUUAUUUACUAUUUUGGCCGAUUCGACGAACUACUUAUCUCUGGUGUAAGUACGUACUAGAAGUAUCGAAAAUCAUACAAUGUCACCUUAGCUCAUCGAAGCAUGAUAACGCAAGUACUCAUGCUGCAUCGGCAUAGAGAUAAUGUUCCCCCCGUCGACACAACAAAAACACUAUAGGGAAACUUUCUAAAGUUCAUACUGAUACUGAUGGUGGUUGCACGUGCGGAGCAGUUUUAUUUCGAGCACUGCCGUGUCGACUCUCGAACCGAUUACAUCUAAAAGCUCAGUUGUACCGAUCUCUAACGUAAAAUUCAGACGACUCCCUUGCAUUUAAAAAGAAAAAAAAAAGGUCCGGAAGUAUGAAGUUUCCCGAAAAAUCUUCGCUCGCCAUCCUCACCGUACUCUGCACCGUAACAGCACAAUCCGCUGCUGCGGUCGUCGAGAAGCCCGAUUUAUACGAGCUGUCCAUCGUCCACCUGAGCGAUUUUCAUUCCAGAUACGAGCCAGUCUCACCGCCAAGUGGUAGCCUGUGCUACGACGCGGACAAGUGCGUGGGUGGCAUAGCCAGGGUCGCGCGGAUCGUCAAGCGGUACAAGGAAAACCAACCGAACGCCCUGUUUCUCAACGCCGGGGAUAACUUCCAGGGUACGCUCUACUACGACCUGUACCGCGGCAACAUCACGGCGCCCUUCAUGAACGACCUGCCCCACGAUGCCAUGACCAUCGGUAAUCACGAUUUCGACGACGGAGUGUCGGGUUUUGCGUCGUUCGCGAGGCAACUGAGAGCACCCGUGGUCGUCGCCAACAUUGACACCAGCAAAGAGCCGUCGAUGAAGAACGUCUACACCAACAGCACGACAAUCGUCAAGGGCGGCAAGCGCAUCGGUAUCAUCGGCGUCAUAUUCUCCGACACAGACAAAAUAUCAAAGACAACGGGGAAGUUGAAAUUCCUGGACGAAGUCGAGACCGUCAACGCCGAAGCGAAAAAGCUCAAAGCCCAGGGGGUGGACAUAGUAGUCGUGUUGAGUCACUGCGGCAUAGACCGGGACAAAUUAAUGGCCAAAGAGUGCCCGGACAUAAACGUCAUUGUCGGUGGACACUCUCACAUUCUCUUGUGGUCCGGCGCCAAUUCACCACCCUCGGGCGAGCUCGCCUACGACAAGUAUCCGAUCGCUGUCACCCAAAGGGACAACACCAAUAAAACGGUCCUAAUCGUUCACGCUGGUGCCUACACCAAAUACGUGGGCGACCUUAAAGUGGUAUUCAACGAGAGAAACGAAAUCGUUACUUGGUCCGGGAAUCCCAUAUAUUUGGACAGGGCAGUCAAAGAAGAUCCCGCGAUCCUCGAGAAAUUGCGACCGUGGAAAAUCGGCGUCGACAAAGUCGGCAAAGUCCACGUCGGCGAAACGAGGGUUUUUUUGAACGGCACCUGCUCUACGGGCGAUUGUAGUUUUGCCGAUUUUAUCACGGAUGUUAUGGUCGACAAGUACGCAGGUAGUGCAAACAUCAGUCUAAAUAGCGCGCUCAACAUCCAGAACAGCAUACCCGCGGGUGAAAUCGUUUACGAGGACAUUUACAUGACCCUGCCGUACAACAAUACCUGGGAUUUGAUCGAACUCGCAGGAUCGGACUUGCUGAAGAUCCUCGAAGAAAACGUUGCAGUCAGCGUGAGCAACACUAGUUUUAUCAAUUACAAGCUACUGCACUGGUCUGGCUUGAAAGUCACGUACAAUCUGAAGAACACGAAUUCUAAGGUUGUCGAGGUGAAAGUCAGGUGUUCCCAAUGUACGGAGGAAUUUGAGAUUUUGGAUCUUCAGAAACGUUACAGGAUCGUCGUUGCCAGCUAUCUUCUCACGAGUGCUUAUAAAACGAUUCAGAAAAAACACCGGCUCAUAGUCAAAGGUGAAACCAGAGACGUGGACAACUUGGUUGAUUACGUCAAGAGAGUCAAAGUGAUAAACGAUGUGAAACCAGGAGCUCGAAUGAUAUUUCAGUAGGCUAGAUAGUAUAUGUGAUUUAAGCUGAAAAGUAAAAUUUGUGUAGACGAAUAUAAGUAGCAGGAUUUGGAUGAAUGAUGGGAGGUCAAAUAUCAGUUGAAACGAUAGUUUUAUCUUUGAUAAUCUCUAUAUUUUUCAAUAGUUUCAUUUGAAUUAAGUUGCCACCUCACAGGCUCAUGGUCAUCAUUGUAUUCGUCAUCACUUGUAUUAAUCACGAUAAUCAUUAAGAGCAUUAUUUUCUCUUACAACGAUUAUGAAUUUUCAAUAAAGACAGUGCUUGAUCGGUUUUAUCAGUUUCAACAGUAAAAAAA